CUCGAACAUCAACGAACUCUCGACAAACGAAAAGCACAGAGAAGGAAACAAUCUGAAUUCCAGGUCUCCUCCUCUCUCCUCCUCUGAAGCUCUGUUAGCCUCAGCUUCAAGAGCAGCUCUGUAACACGGCCACAAGACCUCCCCCACAUUACGCUUAUCAUAAACAUCUGGAGCCCUCUCGGUCGUGGACUUGGAUCUCGACAGUGUGCUGAAUUGAGGUCCGGAGAGACCGCUCCAUCCGGACACUGUUGGCCAACAACUAUACUCAGGGUUGACCGUCGUUUCGUUCUCAGAUGUGGAACGAGGCUGGAGGACUCUGAGACCAGACAGAGAGAGUCUUGGCGACUUUGUCCACUGUGUUCAGUCGGCUGUUAUACCGAGAAAUAGCGAGAGACCAUUGACCACGACGCCUGAUCCUCCAGUGGCAAUGGUGUCGCUACCCCGAGACUUGGACAGAAAGACGCGAGCGAGUCUUCUAGAGUAGCUGCUGCUGCUGCUGCCCUCGAGUGGUGAGUGUGACCAGCUACAGAGGAAGGCCGAGCUGAAAAGGCCUCGAGAGGUAAGUGAGUGAGGUGGCGGAACGGAGCCAGUCCCGAUGAUAAAAGUCGCUCGUCAUGGACUGGGUCAGAACUCUUGUGGCGAGAAAUCGAGACUGAGAUUCGUGCGUUGACUUGCUGGUAAUGUGCGUGCGCUCGCUCGCUAGCAGAAUCUCGUCCCUCCCUCGCAAUUCCGUCCGAGACUGAGUCGGAGAGAGACAGAGCCAUGGAUACCGUAGCUGCUCACUAAUUCUCUGUCGCUCGACGUCGUCGAUGUAGAAGGAACGCAUUCGCCUGUGCGGGCGGAUCUCACCGGAGAUCUCCAGAGAUUUCGAGAGAGAGUCACAGUCCGGAACGCCGGAAGAACUUGUAGGUGGUGAGUGAAGUGGAUGAGAAGGACGGGCAUGGGAAUUGCUGUCGCUACAGCAAUUGUAUAGGAUCGGACCCGGUGUGAGGGAAAACAUGUGCCUAGGGGUGCGGAGCUAGCGUAUGGGAGCGCGGUGAGGUGAAGUGUCCUGCUCCUCAGGAGAAUCACGACCAGGCGGCGGCAGCAGCAGCAACAAUAAGCACAUGAUGAGGAAGACCGGAGAAAUUAUCUACAGCAUGGGAUUUGCUUGUGUUAAUUGCGUUAGCUCUGAGUGAUCGAUUGAUUCAUGGAAGCAUAAUUAAACCCUGGCCCACGUCACGAUCGCUCAUUGAAAAAGAGCUCGGGGAUUCGCAGCAGGAUUCGCCUGGGAGCUCCGUGAUUCCGGUGCUGUCACGACUUUCAUCUGUCGAGCGUCUGUCUGUCUUCGCUCUGCUUGCCCUCCCCUCCAUCUACUUCUGGGCCGUCCCCUGCCUUUCACCCUCUUGGGUUUUGUGGCGACCACGAGCGAUCAGGGAGUGCCGACCGGCCAGCCGGCCUGCCUGCUUGCUUGCUUGCUUGCCUUCCAAUUUCACAGCCCCAAGACUGUGAAACUUUAGUGCCGUCACACUUUGGAGGAAGGAAAGAAGGGGACACUCACUCCCCCCCCCCCCCCCAAAAACGAAAUUGGCCAAAUUGGCAGAGCUGUAGCAGAGCGAGCUGCUGAACUUGCCCACUCUUUGCAGCAGGUUUGAGGAGUGGGCGAACCGUGUGCGUAUCAAGGGAGAACCCUUCCAAUUUGAAGGUGGGUGGGUUUGUUGCUCUGAAUUAGACCCUACAAUCUUGAUACUCUGCUUAUUCUCUUGCCACGAAUUGAGAGAGAGAGAGAGAGAAUUUCAAGCCAUUGACAGAAACAGGACCCAUUGAUAGACAGACAGUCAGAAAGAAAGAAGAAAGAGUGACCGGGAAAAGACGAUUGACCUUUUAGAGAUCAGACACGGAAGAGGGCUGUAGAACGUAGCUAGUAAAAUUUGGGAGGGAGGUUGGUCGCUCACAAGUUUCUGAGAAACCUGGGACGAGGAAAUUGCUGUACUCGAAGGUUGGGUACGUUCACAAUCGUUCAGGUGUCUCCAAUUUCAGUGUCCACCAGGUCUAGCAAUCAAUUGAUUGAAUGACAUGCAAUCAGGCACUGUGAACCGGCGCACUCAAUUUCAGACACAUGGACAUCAAGGAAACCCUUGGAAGCGCGUAGUGACUUGAGCUACAUGUAGUCACGUUCUUAUGUAUCAACUGUCAGAUUAAAAUGUCUCGAUCGAUCCUGAUAAGUUGCUGUCCGGAAUUUGUGAUCUAGUCGUCCACAAUCUGAUAGGCAGGGAAAAUUAGCCCCCAUUCAAGUCACAUCUGUUAGAAAUUGGAAAAACGAUUCGAUUUUGAGACCUAAAGACCGUUCUAGGGCCCCAGUUGACCUAGUUGUCAGUGCGUAAACCGAAGCUCUUACCGCCGAAGCGUGGCCAUUUUGUUUUUGGAGUUCUUUCACGGACUCACUCUUGAUGUGAGUUUCACAUAUACGAUCAAUACCAUGCAUUCAACAUCAAACGUUUAUUGUUUAUUGCAAUCUUGCUUUUUUUUCCAGAGUGCUUUGUCAGUCCUCAAUCUGUAACUGGAAUGAAGUUUUUAAAACCCUGAAAAGUACCUCCUUGAGAAUGACGGUAAAGGAUUACCUGAAGGGUUUUGAGAUGCAGAUAUGAAAGUGUAGCCUCUCGCUUGUGGAUUGCUUGCAUGUCAGACGAUGUUUCGACGAUCAGUGGAGAGGUCUUUCCGAGCAGAGAUGGCUGCUUGGGAUACUCAAAAGUCAUGUAGGGUGAACUGUUUGAGGAGAAGGAUAGGCAAGCUUACGAGGCCUGCCUUGCUUUGCCUUGCCGUCUGGCAUGGGCGUGGUUUGGAUUAGGGCACAAUGCCUACAUGCCGUGAGGGGGUCGUUUUCCCGAUUGCCACAUGAGUGUUCAGCCCUUGGUGUUAUGUCUAACUUGAUUAAGUGGAAACUUUCAGGAACUGUAUCUCGACUUACGACUGGUUGAGAGUCUGAGAGAUAAAAGAGACCUGGGACAGUGCUUUCUCCUCCACAUUUGCUUUAGAGUGCAGACACAAGCGGAGUGACACAUUGCACUUGAACACUAUCACUCUCCCAAUCACAGUCCGAAAAAUGGCUGGCUUAACCGCACUAGCAGUUGUCCGGUCCUCGUCGCCAUCUCUGAAAGUUGUCGGUGAUCUCGCCUCCUCACCAAAAUUUCUGUCCGUUUUAGGAAUGGCAAGUCUUGCUGAGCUUGACUUUAUGCCAAGACAAGCGGACUCAGAUCAUGGAGGACUUUUGGGUUCGAAGAAUGGUUUCUGCACGAGGCCUUUGGAGCAUGUAGCUUUCAUGAGGAUGGCAGACUCUGUGGAUUCGAGGGAUUGCCAGAGUUCCGGCCCAUGCAGCUUUGAUUUCAGUGGGGACAGAUCUCCUAGAUCUCAGUCCCAUAACCGAACCAGGCAAGAAUGGCAGUCCCCGAGAGGAGGGUCCCUGAGGCCAAGAGGAGUGACGAGCAGAAGCCAACUUGUCAGGGGCUACUGUGACUCUACAAGCGAUGUCAUCCACAUACGAAGAGUAAAACCUAAGAUAUUGACGGGAAUGCCGCACUAUGUAAAGAUUGUGGAGGUGGGACCUAGAGAUGGGCUACAGAACGAGAAAGGUUCUGUACCUACUAAUAUAAAAGUGGAGCUUAUACAAAAGCUUGUUGACGCCGGUUUACCAGUUGUGGAAGCAACAAGCUUUGUCUCGCCAAAAUGGGUGCCGCAGCUUGCUGACGCAAAAGAUGUUAUGUCCGCUGUCAAAUCAUACAAAGAGGCAAAGUUCCCCGUAUUGACACCCAACUUGAAGGGUUUUGAGGAUGCUGUGGCAGCCGGAGCCAAGGAAGUGGCGGUUUUUGCAGCUGCUUCUGAGUCAUUCUCAAAGAGUAACAUCAACUGCACGAUCGACGACAGCUUGAAGCGGUACCGUCAAGUGUGUGAAGCAGCCAAGAAGCUGAACAUCCCUGUCAGAGGGUACGUCUCUUGUGUCGUUGGAUGCCCCGUUCAGGGCUCAGUGCCACCUCAUCAAGUUGCUCGGGUUGCCAAGGAGCUGUAUGAGAUGGGAUGCUAUGAAAUCUCCUUAGGUGACACUAUCGGCGUUGGAACACCUGGAACCGUAGUGCCGAUGUUAGAAGCAGUGAUGGCGGAGGUUCCUGUGGACCGUCUAGCAGUUCACUUCCAUGAUACCUACGGUCAAGCUCUUGUCAACAUCCUUGCUGCUCUUCAGAUGGGCAUAAGCGUGAUAGAUUCAUCGGUUGCUGGAUUAGGUGGUUGUCCUUAUGCCAAGGGCGCCUCCGGUAAUGUAGCCACCGAAGAUGUGGUUUACCUUCUAAAUGGGCUUGGGAUACAGAGCAAUGUGGAUCUCAACCGAAUGAUGGCUGCUGGUGACUUCAUUUCACGAUACCUUGGCCGACAGACUGGAUCCAAGACUGCCCUUGCAAUGAGUAGGACUGGUUGUGAUCAGUCGAAGAUGUAAAUUCAAAAUGUAGAAGACCUUACUGACACCAAAUGUACUCGCCGAUGAGAAGACAAGCGUCUAGCAGUGCUGUAAGAACGCGACAACCAUUUUUCUCUUCGAUCUUUUCAACCUGAAGCCAGAUCUAAUACUGUUCAUAUUCUUUCACCUAAAGCCUCCACGGUUCAGGAUAAGAUCGAAAGAUACCUAAUCACUGACCUGCCAUUCUUGAAUUUGAUACAUGUAACCUCUCCCUUCAAACAACACAUGUUGAGGUUUGGAAAGUAUAGUCUGCCAACCUGAAGUAAUUCUGCUUCACAAUAUGUGUACUGAUCUGUUGUUUUUAAGCAUAUCAUGGUAGCGCCACUUCCGUAUUCAUAAUUAGAUGGUUCGGCCAACCUUCUAAGACUGAGACUGAGAGCUGCGACUUGUGAAAUCACAGUCUCCAUUAGGCACAGCAUUCAGCACAUUCUUACAAAUAGUUCAUAUAUUCUAAUAGGGAGCGAAUUAUGUAUUCUAAACAGAUUAAGUAAGUGUUAUCCACGGCCACCAUUAAAAAUAAAGAUCGAAUGGGUUACAU
Marchantia polymorpha subsp. ruderalis is the source of this 5021-nucleotide messenger RNA. Lineage: Eukaryota; Viridiplantae; Streptophyta; Marchantiopsida; Marchantiales; Marchantiaceae. The record is from the annotation of a GenBank genome assembly.